AUGCAUGAGGGUCUCAUGGCUACCGGAUUGGUAAAGUGGUGGCGGGCAAGGUUCCUCGCUGGCUACAGACCCUUUUCUGUCGUUGGUAAUACGGAAGGCAGCGACUCGGAAGAACUUCUUGGCGGUGUCACGGCACCCUGUAGCGGUUCACCACCGGAAUCCAAGCCAAUUCUGUUAGAAACAGAAGCGCCGCAGGUCGCGGUUGACGCUUCGACUAGCCCUACGCCGGCAACCGGAAAUGACGAACAGCCGAGUGCCAGCACAACAAAGCAACUUAGUUUCGAGGAAUUCGAAUGCGACGUGUCGGUGGCGGAGGGCGACAGAAGACGCCAGGAAUUCUCGUUCACUCUGUACGACUUCGACGGCCACGGGAAGAUAACAAAGGACGACAUUGCCGGCCUGGUGACCACCAUUUACGAUACCCUGGGCGCUUCCAUCCAGGUACCGCCGUGCGGCAGCAAGACGAUUAAGGUGAAGCUGACUGUGUCCCCGGAUCAGAGAGCUGCCAGCCAACAGACACGGGCGACGACGACCGGCGGCUGUCCAAACGCUUCUCAGCCGGCUGCCGCUGCCAGCUUUUCCGGAAAUUCGUCCUGCUGCCACUUGAAGCACGCGUCCUGCAACAAUGCGGCGACCCACACAGCCGCCGUGCACGGUUUACGCAGAGUUCCUAGAAGGAGGAGAGCGCCACGACACCGUUGCCAGACUGCACAAAAGGACGUGGAUACUCAUAGCGAAGACGACGGCGAAAACGCGCGAACGAAUCGAAUAAAACAGGAGGAAUUACGCCGAAGGGUGGGGCCCCUGCCUCAUUUACCGUCACCCUAUUCGAACAGCUCCGAGGGCGAUAUCAGCGAUGACAGCGAUGUUUCCCCUGCAGUUUCCCCCUUGACGCCUCUCCUCACGACUAAUCAGCGAAAACGCAGCGGUGCUCUACAAAGGCAACAGCUCUUGGAAAUUAUUCAGGCGAACAUGGAAAAGAAUAAUCUCAGUUUUCAUACGUCAAGGAAACGACAUCAGAACGAACAAUCGCGCAUUCCAUCUCAAACUCCACACGUGGAACCGUCGUCUACCCACUACAACAAUCAAGACUGUCGUUCACCGCCGGAAUCUCGGCCAGCGACGAUGGCGUACGUCAAGACUGCACGGGAAAAGCCUCAGGGUUUCGCGUCUUUUUCCAAGGUGCCCGCGAAGUCACGGGGAAAUCUUCGAAAGGCACGACCGCAAUACGGUGUUCAAAGGAACAACACGGGGGCACAACCGCCGCGAGCGUACGUGCAACCGCAGGUUAUGUCUCCCCGUACCGUGAUCAGCCCGAACGUUUAUACGGAGCAACAAACGACGGGAAACGCGAAUCGUAAUACCGGUAACCCGUUACCGAACAGUCAGCAGCAUCCGAUCAAUCAGGCCCCGACCAAUAAUCAUAACGUUCCGCGUAGCGAGACGCAGUUCAGUAAGUCCCAGCAAUGCGGCAAGUCGAGUAAAAAGCAUCAGCUGAAACACGCGACCAGGGAGCAAGACCAGGCCAGAGCUAUGGUUCAGGUCGUGCGUUGGUUGGAACGGGAAUUCUCGCAGAACGCGGCUGCGAACUCCGGUCGAAAACACGUUCACGAACACAUUCAUCAUCAUUAUCAUCAUUACCACACCGAGGCUCUUGUUUGAUUCGUUUUUUCGCGCGGGAAUUUCAAAACUAACGUUGAUUCUUAAUUGAAGGGCGGUAAAAUGAUAGUGUACGCGCAUCGGUUUAAGUUCUAAAAUUUGGAGAUAUCGCACUCCGCCUUCCUUGUAUUAGGCAGUUUAUGUUCUUCCAAAAUGUUUAAACGAAUGAGCAAGUUCUGCCGGACAGUUACAAAGCCAAGCAACUUUCUUUAAUUGUAACUGUACACCACAUACUUCUGAGAUGUAAAACAAUCGACUUAACAUCAUAAAUUUAUUUAUUGCCAAUUUUUUGUACUGCCAGAAGCCUGAACUGUGAAUUUAUAAAUGUGUGUCUGGCAGAAGA
This is a messenger RNA of Dufourea novaeangliae, 2002 nucleotides long. RefSeq lists its product as uncharacterized. Gene Ontology annotation, cellular component: cytoplasm. The record is from RefSeq and is a predicted model, not a curated record. Gene Ontology annotation, biological process: negative regulation of Wnt signaling pathway. The transcript is spliced from 5 exons. Gene Ontology annotation, molecular function: calcium ion binding. Bases 1 to 1662 code for a protein of 553 amino acids. NCBI's taxonomy places the organism in Eukaryota, Metazoa, Arthropoda, Insecta, Hymenoptera, Halictidae.